Molecule: messenger RNA, 1611 nt
Organism: Tilletiopsis washingtonensis
Lineage: Eukaryota; Fungi; Basidiomycota; Exobasidiomycetes; Entylomatales
Exons: 2
Source: RefSeq, a predicted model, not a curated record
GCCAGCGGCAGCGCGGCAGCGUCCGGCAGCAGCAGCAGUGCCGCGGCUGCCGCAGCUGCCGCGCCGCCGCCCAAGCCGGCUCCGGCGCCGCUGCGCCCCAUCCCCUCGGCGCUGCGCCCGCUGCGCUACAUGGGCGUGCCGGCGUCGGUGCUGCGCUGGCAGCCCAAGCUGCCGUCGCGCAACUGGCUCAUCUUCCUCAGCACCUCGGCCACGCUCACCACGCUCUACGUGUACGACCGCCGCGAGGCCAAGGUGGCGCGUGCCGAGCUCGUCGAGCAGGUGCGCCACCUGCGCGAGCAGCCGCUGGCGCCCGCCGAGUGGCCGCGCAAGGUGCACGUCCUCUGCGCAAAGUGCCCCGGCGACGACGACUACGAGAAGAGCGUCAUCUGGUUCAAGAAAUACGUCAAGCCCAUCCUCGUCGCCGCGGCCGUCGACUACGAGAUCACCAACGGCACGCGCUUCGGCGGCCUUGGGCGCGAGGUGCGCGAGCGCAUCUUUGCGCGCCGGCGCCAGCUGCUCGGCCUCGAGGCGUGGGGCACGCAGCCGUCGGGGCCCGGCGCGUCGCCGUCGGACCCGCCGGCGCAGGCGCAGCUGCUGCAGCACACGCCCUUCGCCCUCACGCCGCAGGCGGCGCUGCAGCGCGAGCUCGACGGCGGCAUCAUCCUCGUGGGCCGCCCGGCGUACAAGGAGUACAUGUGGGGCCUGCAGCAGGGCUGGAGCCGCGCGCUGCCACCGCGCCGCGAGGACACCGACGAGCCGCUGGCGCGCCUGCUGGCCGAGGACAGCGCGUUCGACGAGGUCGUGCCGAAGAAGGAGGACGGCGAGGAGCUCUUCGGCGAUGCGGUGCCCGGCGAAGACGCGGCCUCGCGCGCUGCUGCGGCUGCCGCCAGCGUCGCCGACGACGAGUGGCAGGGCGAGGCGGACGGCGCCGGCGCGCCGCUGCCCAGCCGGCUCGGCAAGGGCUCGCUCGGCGUCUCCUCGUACCUCUCCUCGCCCGUUUCUCCCGCUGGGCGCAAGCCGCCGCCGGCCGAGGCUGCGCCGAGCGUGGCGCCCGAGCUGCUGGCGCCGCCGGCGCAGAUCCCCGCGCAGCCGCCGCUCGUCUUUGCCGACUACGUGAACCUCGUGGGCCUGCGCUACAUGCCGCGCCGCCUCGUCGGCUUCUUCAACGAGCGCGCCAAGGUGCGCGCCGGCGGCGAGGUGGCGCUGCAGCUGGCGCUCGGCACGGUGCAGACGGCGCGCGAGUUCGACGCCCCGGCGCAGCCGCGCGACGGCCCGCCGCCGCAGGGCGGCGACCUGGACUGGGGCCUGCGCUCCGACGACUUUAUCCUGCCGCGCUUCCGCAAGACGCAGAAGCUCGUCGAGAAGCAGCGCAAGGAGUUCUACGACGGCCUGCCUCGGCGUUUGCAGGACACGCGCAGCCUCGUGCGCGGCGAGCGCGAGGCGACCAAGAUGGAGACCAACGACCCGCCCAAGAGCGAGGCCGAGCUGCGCGAGGAGCGCUUCCGCAAGGAGCGCGAGUGGCGCAACACGCUCGAGGCGUACGAGGUGCUGCGCACCGAGCAGGGCGUGGCGUGGAGCGAGGCCUUCCGCGGCGCGCUGCGCGUCUUUGAG